Messenger RNA from Limanda limanda (common dab), 3656 nucleotides. RefSeq names its product megakaryocyte-associated tyrosine kinase (gene matk). Gene Ontology annotation, biological process: protein phosphorylation. Lineage: Eukaryota; Metazoa; Chordata; Actinopteri; Pleuronectiformes; Pleuronectidae. The transcript is spliced from 13 exons. The record is from RefSeq and is a predicted model, not a curated record. Bases 251 to 1639 code for a protein of 462 amino acids. Gene Ontology annotation, molecular function: protein binding; protein tyrosine kinase activity; ATP binding.
UGGAGGCACAUCUGGAUCGGGACUGUUAUUGGACGUGCUCCUGUCGAUACGUGCAGAUGAAGAAGAGGAGGAGAGGGGACGUCACCGCUGAAUGAGACGAAGAGGACCUGAACUCGUGCGCUUGUUUUCGUGCAGUUUGCAGAGGAGAGGAGUCUGUCAGCGUCUGUCCAGAGAGACGGAGACAGACAGAGAGAGAGAGAGAGAGAUCUGCAGGUGAUCCAAGCAGAACCAUCCAGUCCUUGUCCUGUUCAUGGCAAAGAUGAGCUGGACUGCUGGGACUCAGUGUGUGGCCAAAGGACACCACAGAAAAGCCAAACCUGGAGAGCUGGCCUAUCACAAAGGAGACAUCUUCACUAUUGUAGAAAUAAGCACGAGGAAGGGUUUUUACAAGGCCAGACACAACACCACAGGAAACGAGGGGCUCAUCAGCUCCACCAGUGUUCGUGAGAGAGAGGCUCUACGCGUCAACCCCAGCCUCAGCCUCAUGCCCUGGUUCCAUGGGAAGAUCUCUGGUCCAGAGGCGGUGAGUAAGCUGCAGCCAGCUGAGGACGGCCUGUUCCUGGUGCGAGAGUCAGUCCGGCAUCCCGGGGACUACGUCCUGUGCGUCAGCGUCUCUGGAGCGGUCGUCCACUACCGAGUGAUUUAUCAGGACAAACAGCUGACUAUCGACGGCACGCAGUUUUUCUACAACCUUAUCGACAUGAUCGAGUUCUUCUCGAAAUACAAAGGCUCCAUUGCUACGACUCUUCUCAAACCCAGACAGAAACAAGGAGCCAAGUCGGCUGAGUUGGAGCUGUCCAAAAGUGGAUGGCUGCUGGACAUCGCAAAGCUCACACUGGGGGAGAAGAUCGGAGAGGGGGAGUUUGGUGCUGUACAUGAAGGAGACUACAUGGGCCAGAAGGUGGCAGUAAAGACCAUUAAAUGUGACGUCACAGCCCAGGCCUUCCUGCAGGAGACAGCAGUUAUGACGAAACUCCAGCAUAAGAACCUGGUGCGUUUGUUGGGCGUCAUUCCUCACAAAGGGCUCCAUAUCGUCACUGAGCUCAUGAGCAAGGGAAACCUCGUUAAUUUUCUCAGGACAAGGGGACGUUCAGUUGUCACCUACGUUCAGCUGCUCGGCUUUGCACUUGAUGUGUGUGAAGGGAUGGAGUACCUGGAGUCUAAGAAGCUGGUUCACAGAGACUUGGCAGCUCGUAACGUCCUGGUCUCUGACGACAGCGUGGCCAAGGUCAGCGACUUCGGUCUGACCAAGCUGGACUCCAAGGUGUCAGAUAACAUCAAGCUGCCGGUUAAAUGGACCGCCCCCGAAGCUCUGAAGAAAGAGAAAUUCUCCACAAAGUCAGAUGUCUGGAGUUACGGUGUUCUUCUGUGGGAGAUCUUCUCAUUCGGUCGCCUGCCGUACCCGAAGAUGUCUUUGAAGGAAGUAAAGGAAAGAGUGGAGGGAGGUUAUCGGAUGGAGGCUCCAGAAGAUUGUCCUCCUGUCGUUUACUCCCUCAUGACCAUUUGCUGGGAGCAGGAGCCGCGCAGAAGACCUGCUUUCCACAAACUGAGGGAGAAACUUGAGCGGGUGAUGGGGACACACAGCCCAGGACCUGGGUCAGAGCGUCGGGAUGGGAACCAGUCUGGCUCUGGAUGCUGAUCCUGGUCUUUAACUCACAAUGGUGGAAAGAAAAGUGACGCUAACCCGCUCAUUGUGCAUCACAGGAAAUGAUCCAGCAUAAAUGUUCCUUUGCAACAGACUAACGGGGUUCCUUUGGAUAUGACAAGACAAUGAUUCUGGUCUAAUGUAAUGCCAGACAAAAUUUUGCAGUUGGAGGCUUGAACAUAAUAACUUUGCUUCAGUGGGUCUAAGCGAAGCAAAAAUGGCUGAAUCAUAUCCUGACGUGGUUAUAUUAAUACUGAGGCUGAAAUUCAAAGACUGUUGGAUGGAUUUUUUAAUGAGACAGAUAAUCCUCGUCCUCAGAGGAUAAAUCCCUAUCAUCUUAAAGAUCUCAACCACUGGAUGGAUUGCCAUGAAAACGUGCACACACGAUUAAUUCUAAUGUUCACUUUUAUGGCUAAAUACCUUUAAAGCCAUGGACUGUAUACUGUAUAAAGAUGGACAAAAUGACAGCUCUCUUAAAGCGAAGCCAAAGCAGCUUGAUCACCACCUGGUGGCUGGCUGCAGAACAGAUCUUAGAUCCCACCCCCUCCCUGGCCGCAGAUGUGAGAUGAGCCAAACUCAAAAGUCAAACAUUAACAAUGUUUUUUGUCAUUUUAGCUCAAUCUUAUCACAACGAUUUAUGUCAAAAUGUUAAUUUUAUUUAAUUUAGUCAUUUGAUGCUAUAAAAAUGUGAAAUGAUUGACAGCUGAGACUGACUCCCGAUUGGUUGAGCAUUGAGCGACUGCUACUUCGCAGACUCUAAAUGCACAAGAUGUUCGUAUCCAGGAAUUUUUCCUUCUUUUCCGGAUAGUGAGAGGAGGUGAAGACGCGUCCUUACAGUGUUGAUUGUUUGUAUUUUCUUGGGAUUUAUUGACACUAUGAUGAUACAGUCGAGUCUUAUAAUGUUUUUUGAAACGUUUUUACAUUGAUUUUAAAUCUCAUGAUGAUAUUUCAUUUGUUUGAAUGUCAGGUCAAAAAUGUGGAGUAAAAAGUAGUAAUUUGCAGGUAAUGUCAGGAAGAGAUGUCAGAAAAUAGAUGAAAUGAAGAAAGAAGACAAACUUUCAUCCUGGGUUUAAUCCCCAGAUCACUACAAUCUGCUUGUACCCCAGCAUUAGGCUCAGCAAAAUGCCACGGACUCAGGGCUUAGUAUGACACAUAUUUGAUGUCAUUUCUGGUCGAUAACAAGUAAAGUUGGUUUUAAAAAAAAGAUAAUGUUUGUGCUUGUGCACAGAGAAGAUUGGGAGAAGUGUGGCUCAUUUUCAGCAGAUACUCUUAAGUCCUUUGCUCAAUACAGUAGCUUUUUGACUUCUGUGAAUGCCAGAUGUUUAAUAUUAACUCAUUUAAGAAACCAAGCCUGUUUUGCCACUUUGUGCUCCACACUCCACUGGUCAGGACAAUAGAGGGGGACUUUGAUUCAUUUCUUUCAAUUUUUAUUCAGCGUAUUUAAACUGAAUUUGGUUUGUCAGACUAAAUCUAAAGGAAAUUUGUCAUUUAUUGCUCAUUUCUGUUCCGUCUGUAUAUUUUGAGAUUAGGAACAACCUUGUGUUAUCUGCUUUCCACUACUCUCAUCUCUAGGGAGCUCUUGGGAGUUUGCUUUCUUAUUCUUCGACUGGAGAUUUAUUAUUUUACAUAUAAAGUUAAAUUAUUAUAUUUAUUAGAAGACAUAUAUCACUAAUUUCACAUCUAAUAGACAUGCGAUGAAAUGUAAGAUUAAUAUACUUUUCAAGCUCAACACAUGCCACAUGCAAAACCUCCUUUUUGGGAUUAUUGUCACGUCACAAGACUAAAUUAAAGAUGUCAUUUCAUUUUAAGUCUAUGUAAGCCUGGUUUUGGUCUGUGUCCCAAGAGAUGGACCCCAAAUUGAGGCUUGAUCCUUUAUCUGUUGUUAUCAUGCAGCGCUGACGAGGAUCCUCCACGAUUUGUUCAAUCUGCUGGGUUUUCCUGAAGCUCUCUAAUGGGAUGAGCAGCAAUUUCCUGCACAAGGAUUUAUAAAGGAAGCAAAUGUAAAAAAUAA